AUGGCUCACUACAAAGGUGCUGCUUCAGAAGCUGGCAGGGCUAUGCACCUCAUGAAGAAAAGAGAGAAAGCACAGCAAGAGAUAGAACUUCGUAAAAAGAAGAUAGAGGAAGACCUUAAGAUUGAAAAUAUAGAGAAUAAAUUUGCGACACAUUAUGAUGCCGUAGAACAGCAAUUGAAGAGUUCCACCAUUGGACUCGUAACCCUCGAUGAAAUGAAAGCUAAGCAAGAACACAUUGUUCGCGAAAGGGAGAAAAAAUUAGCUCAAAAAAAGGCAGAGAAAGAAAAGGAAAGGCAGAAAGAAAUUGAAGCCAAGCAAGCGCAAAAAAAUAAACAAAAACGUCAGAUACAAGCACUUUCAUUUGAUUUAAAUGAGGAUGAAGAUGAUGAUGAGGAUGAAGAGAAAGCUGAGAAAGAUUGGCGAGAGCAGGAAGAAGUACCUCUCAAAAAAAUUCGUAAAAAUCCAGAUGUUGACACAUCAUUUUUACCAGAUAGAGAAAGAGAAGAAGCUGAUUUGAAAUUACGGGAAGAACUAAGACUAGAAUGGGUUAUGACACAAGCAAGUCUUAAAGAUGAACCUAUAACUGUUACAUUCAGCUACUGGGAUGGAUCUGGGCAUAGGAGAAAUGUGACACUAAAAAAAGGAAACUCAAUUUACCAGUUCUUGCAGCGAUGUUUAGACACAUUGAGACCAGAGUUCAGUGAACUUAAAACUGUUUCUGCUGACCAACUGAUGUAUGUGAAGGAAGAUCUUAUACUGCCACAUCAUUAUACAUUUUAUGACUUCAUUGUUACCAAGGCUCGUGGAAAAAGUGGACCAUUAUUUCAGUUUGAUGCUUCUGAUGAUGUUAGGUUAGUAAAUGAUGCAACACAAGAAAAACAAGAUUCUCAUGCAGGGAAGGUCCUUCUAAGGUCAUGGUAUGAGAGGAAUAAACAUAUAUUUCCAGCAUCUCGAUGGGAGCCAUAUGACCCAACAAAAACUUAUUCGAAAUAUACAAUAAAAGGUAAA
Molecule: messenger RNA, 1008 nt
Organism: Iphiclides podalirius (scarce swallowtail)
Lineage: Eukaryota; Metazoa; Arthropoda; Insecta; Lepidoptera; Papilionidae
Source: the annotation of a GenBank genome assembly